AGGUGUAACUGUGUUGUUUGGAGUGGAUGUAAACCAUUUAGAUCAGCAUUUCACCAAAGGCACCAACGUUUUUACCAAAGUUAUAUUUAAUUUUCCCCAUGUUGGUGGGAAAAUGAAAAUUCAUUUGAAUCGAGUUCUUCUAAGUCAGAUUUUUAAAAAUGUUACUGAUUACGUUUCGCACGAAUCUAAUGUCUGCAUCACACUUUGUGAUGGUCAGGGUGGCACAGGUGCUGAUUCUAAACUUCGACGCUAUGAUGAUAGCUGGCAAGUGGUGGAAAUGGCGGCCAUGAGUAAUUUUGCCUUGAAGGUUAUUGAACCAUUUCCAGUAGAGAUCUUUCCGAACUACCGUCCAGUUGGUUAUAGAGGAUAUGACAAAGGAUUUUGCAUUGAUAAUUCUUUGCUUCAUAUCUUUCAAAGAACUAGCUCUCUGAGAACAUUCUACACAGACUGUGAUCUAUUAAAUUUGUUCACUGUGGGAAAAAUACACACCAAUUAUGGUGUGAUUACAUGUAUAAAGUUACAUAGUUAUCUUUACUCUUUAAAUUUAUUUGCAAAAUCUAAUUCAGCAUUUCACUUUAUUUUUCAAAAGCUCAAACAAGUACUUAAGCAACAGUCUGUACAUUGUAAGAUUUUCAUGCCCGAGGCUUUUUGGCCUAUUCAUAAAGAGUAUUUACAAGGAAUGCCAUCUUUCUUAAAUGGUAGAAAAGUCAAACUUUGCUCGUCUUUGUCUGAAAUGCUGGAAUCAGCAGCUACCAAUUUAACAUUGACCAAUUUUGAAAACACUUUGACAGUUGUCAAAAGCUGCUGUUUCAAAGAAUUGAGCCAAGAUUUGGAGUCUUCUCCCACAGAAGGUCAAAUAAUGAUACUUGGCUGUGACUGUUUUAAGUAUACCAUGGACUUUCUUGAGUCGUUGAAAAGGCUUUUUAAGUAUGAUCUUGAGGUCGCUGCUAAUGAUCAACAUUUUAAAAGAGUCUACCUAGUUCCAGAAUCCUCACCAAAAGUCCUUGUUGCUGAGUUUUCGAUUUUCUCCUUACAAGCUGAACAGUCUUUACCUUUCUGCACCAUUUUCUGUGAUUCUAUGGCAAAAUGUAUUUUUAAAAUAAAUCAUUGGCAGGAAAUUUGGUCCGAAAACACUUCGGUUGUGCCUGAAACGUCUACUAUGUUGCUUGCAAGUUUAUAUCCUUCUACCUUUAAAUUUGAUGUUAAUUUUUUGGUUACGCCUGAUUUUAGGUUAUCUAAAUUUUAUGAGCUUAUGUGGAAUUUUACCCUUAUUGCUGUGAUUAAUGUUGAACUUAUCAGCAAAUAUAUACCUGACAACGAUAAUUCAAAGAUGUAUUUAUGUUUUAGAGUGUACUAUAAGUCUUUCAUUCAUCCUUUUUGCCGGACCAUAGCUUUAGAGUUUCAUCAAAAUGUAGUUUCCAAAGGAAUCCAAGUAGUUCUUAAUGCCCCCAUUUGUUGAAGCUAAUAUCUAGUGAAAUCGAACCAACCUGCAUUAUUAAUUUGUUAGUUGCCUUCAUAUCAUUGAUUUUUGUGACAUUUGCAUUUGUAAUUAUAAUCAAUUCUGAGUGAAAAAA
Messenger RNA from Bemisia tabaci, 1574 nucleotides. The record is from RefSeq and is a predicted model, not a curated record. NCBI's taxonomy places the organism in Eukaryota, Metazoa, Arthropoda, Insecta, Hemiptera, Aleyrodidae.